Trichomycterus rosablanca is the source of this 2323-nucleotide messenger RNA. It is a transcript of the gene echdc2, whose product is annotated as enoyl CoA hydratase domain containing 2. Gene Ontology annotation, molecular function: catalytic activity. The record is from RefSeq and is a predicted model, not a curated record. The transcript is spliced from 9 exons. Gene Ontology annotation, biological process: fatty acid beta-oxidation. Gene Ontology annotation, cellular component: mitochondrion. NCBI's taxonomy places the organism in Eukaryota, Metazoa, Chordata, Actinopteri, Siluriformes, Trichomycteridae. Bases 148 to 1140 code for a protein of 330 amino acids.
CAAGUGAAACUGGAAGAGCAACAGGCACCAGAAUUUUGCAAGUUCGGAAUGUCCUUCCUAUAAGCUUUCAAAAACUAACCUAGAGUCAUCCAGUUCAGUAUUAUUUUCCUCGGUUUAAACUGUGGAAACAUACCGAAAGUGCAGAACAUGACGGUGUUUCGGAGGUUUACAGCAGGAACGUGUUGGUUUGUUAGAGGUGGAUGUAAACUGGAUUGGCGUUUCUCUUCACUUCACAGCUCUGCACAGAAGCAAUCCUAUGGAUCAGACAGCAGUACACACUGUAUGAGGCUUAUUAACACUGCACACAGGAGAGCUUUCUGCACUGAGGGACCCAGAGACGUUACUGAAGUGGAUUUGAGUCGCCUAGAAGGUGAAAACAAUGGCAUUGUGGAGGUCCUGAUGUGUCGGGAGCAGAAACGAAACUCUUUAGGCCGUGUAUUUGUGGCUCAGAUGCGAGAGUUGGUGUCAGGCCUGCAUCAUGACUCAGACGUCCGUGUAUUGAUCUUCAGGAGUCUGGUGCCUGGAGUCUUUUGUGCAGGGGCAGAUCUGAAGGAAAGGUCAGAGAUGGAUAACUCAGAUGCUGAACUGUUUGUGCAUGGUCUCCGCUCUCUAAUGAAUGAGAUAGCUGCGUUACCCAUGCCAACCAUCGCCGCAGUAGACGGCUUUGCCCUGGGGGGCGGGCUGGAGCUGGCACUUGCAUGUGACCUCCGCACGGCGGCACACACAGCACAGAUGGGCCUGAUAGAGACGACACGAGGACUGCUCCCAGGGGCAGGUGGAAGUCAACGUUUACCUCGGACUGUGGGCUUUGCCGUGGCCAAGGAGCUGAUUUUUACAGGGCGGCGUGUGAAUGGGCAGCAGGCUCUAGAGCUCGGCCUGGUCAAUCGUACUGUUCCACAGAACCAGAGCGGGGAUGCGGCGUAUAGAGAAGCUCUGAACCUGGCCAGAGAAAUUCUUCCUCAGGCUCCAAUUGCAGUCAGGAUGGCCAAGGAGGCCAUGAAUCGAGGAAUAGAGGUGGACAUUGCCUCAGGAAUGGCUAUUGAGGGCAUGUGCUAUGCUCGGGUUAUUCCAACACGAGACAGGCAAGAAGGAAUGGCUGCUUUUAUAGAGAAGAGACCUCCCAGAUACACUGGAGAAUAACCACAAACAGAUAACCCAGGAAACACUAACACUGUUAUUGGAAGUAAAGCCUGUUACUGGGUUCUUGAACUAUUUUUAAAUAUCAAAACACAUACCUUAAAAUAAAAACAUAACACUUACAAAAUAAGUCAUAUAAGGCCAGCAGUCAUCUCCAACAAGAUAACAUCUGAAGAAACCAAGAUUAAAAAAAAAAAGAAUCUUCUAAUGGUUUAGGCUUGGAGCACAGAAAAUCACUAUGUCUGUUAUGUAAAUAUUGCCUUUUUGUCAUAAUCAUGAAUGUAAGCUUCCAUGGCUUAGAAAAAAAUGCCAGAUGGUUGAAAGUAUAUAUUGACAAUUUAUUUUUUUAUUUAAAACACAGUGUUCAGUUAAGACAGAUGAUGAUGUCUCUGUAAAAGGAAAUAACAGUGAUGUCAAUGCUUAUUAAUAGAGAAAACCAUACAGUUUCAGUAAAUACAUGCUAACAUAAAUAGCAACCUAAGUAAGAAAUAACACUAUAAUUUGUAUUGCUAAUCAGUGAGCUGUCAGCUGUACGAAAGGAUGCAAAACAUGUGUCAGUGUAUUAAAACACAGUGGAGAGAACUGUGUCAAACAAUAAGACCAUUUCUGAAAGAAUCUUUUUGAAGACUUGGCUUGUUUACUAAAGUUGAGAUGUUGUUUUGUUAGCAUUUUAGAUUACAAACAUUACACAGGAGUGUGUUUUAGAAAAAAAACCUGGUGAAUAGUUACAUAAACAUGGUGGCUAAGUGGGUAGCACUGUCGCCUCACAGCAAGAAGGUGUCUGCGUGGGUUUCCUCCGGGUGCUCCAGUUUCCUCCCACAGUCCAAAGACAUGCAAGUGAGGUGAAUUGGAGAUACUAGAUUGUCCAUGACUGUGUUUGAUAUAACCUUGUGAACUGAUGAAUCUUGUGUAACUAUCUGUCCUGUCAUGAAUGUAAUCAAAGUGUGUAAAACAUGACGUUAAAAUCCUAAUAAACAAAUAAACAAACAUAGCCAUAAACAGUGGAUAAACAUAAGAUUAGGUUGGAAUUCUUUUAACUUUAAACUUUUUAAUUUACUUACAAACUUGUCAAGAACACCUUCAAAUAUUGAUUUCAUCACUUUCUAAGAGACAAUUAUGUUUAAGUAUUCCUUAAUGUGUCAUUUUAUUUCAGGACCACCAUAAUAAAAAAAAACUAAAUGUACAA